AUGCCAGCUCCCAAAAACAAGCACCCGACCUUCAGACGCUUUCCCUGGCUCCCUACUGAGCUACGCCUUGAGAUUUGGAAGCAUGCGCUGCCGAUCCUGACAGACAAGGCCACACUCUAUCCAUGGGUUGAGAAGACUGAUUGGAAACGGGGAAGGAAGAGCCGGUACUGUUGGAUCAAGCCGACCCUCUACUAUCCCGUUGCUCCCAGAACUCACCAGAUAGCGAUGCCCCUGCUUUACGUCAACCACGAGUCCCAUUCGGUCGCUCUCGACUGGCUUAACAAGCAUCGUCCAUUGCGCAAGCGCUUUAACCACAAGGGGACUUUCCUCUUAACUCGCCCAUUCUUUGCGGAAGAUGAUACACUCUAUCUUGGCCUUGAUCAUGCCGCGCCGGACUACAAAGACAGUCUUCUUCCCCGUCCAGAAUUCAAACAACUUGCCGUGUCCGAAGAGUUCUUUCUGGCUGACCCCAGUGGGCUGUGCUAUCUUGUUCGUUGUCUCUAUCGGUGCCGGUCGUAUUCCAUUGUCGUUGGCAACGGCCCUGCCCCGUACAGCAGCGAUCUGCCGAAGAAGGAGAAAAUGGUAGAACGGUGGGAGAUCGACGGUCCGCGAGAGACGAUCCUGAAAUGGGAGGCCAGCCAGGGUGAGGCUCUGCUAUGGAACCCCAAUGGCAUUGUUAGUGCGGCUCUUCAUACGCUUCUGAUUCUUACGUACCCUCAUCUGUCCCGGGUUGUUGCAGAGUCUUGGUAUCCCAGGACCUUCACAAUCGACGCUGUCCGUGCUGUCAGGAGAUAA
Molecule: messenger RNA, 795 nt
Organism: Aspergillus aculeatus ATCC 16872
Lineage: Eukaryota; Fungi; Ascomycota; Eurotiomycetes; Eurotiales; Aspergillaceae
Product: 2EXR domain-containing protein
Exons: 1
Coding region: 1-795 (264 amino acids)
Source: RefSeq, a predicted model, not a curated record